CUUAGGUUUUUAGUUAAAACAAAUUGUGUAUUACUUGUGUCACUUUUUAACGAACUUUAAAAUGGCUCCUACUUUAUAUCUUCAUCAUGCAAGUCCUCCAGUUCGGGCUGUUCUAAUAACUGCCAAAGCUAUCGGAUUGCCGAUAACUGAAAAAGAAGUAAACUUCGCUACUAGUGAAAAUCUCAGUCCUGAAUAUCUGAAGAUGAACCCUCAACACACUGUUCCAACACUUGUUGACGACGACGGAUUUACAAUUUGGGACAGUCAUGCAAUCAUCACUUAUUUAGUGUCCAAAUACGCAAAAAACGACGCUUUAUAUCCCAAAGACUUGAAAAAACGUGCGGUGGUUGACCAACGUUUGCAUUUUGAAUCGGGGGUUGUUUUUCCCCGAUUAGCGGCAAUUUCAUGGCCGAUUAUCCGUGAUGGUAAAAAGUCACUAACUCAACAAGAAAAAGACGGCAUUUAUGAGGCUUAUGGAUUUUUGGAAACUUUUCUAGUCGGACAUGAAUGGGUUGCUGGUGAUUUUAUCAGUGUUGCUGAUUAUAGUUUGGUUUCAAUUAUCAGUAGUUUGAAUUAUAUUUUGGUGCCGAUUGAUUCUUUGAAGUAUCCUAACUUGGACGCGUGGUUAAAAAGGAUGGAAGGUCGGCCAGAAUAUGCCGCUAAUUUAAAAGGAUUGGAAGACUACAGCAUGAUACUAAAAAGCAGAAUGGCUAGUGCAUAACUACAACUAUAGAAUUAAUUUUUUUUUAAUUUCUCUCUCUUAGAAAACCCAAUAAUUUGUAAUGCUGCAAUUUUAUAUUAAAUAAUAAAGAAACUCAUUUUA
Molecule: messenger RNA, 823 nt
Organism: Tribolium castaneum (red flour beetle)
Lineage: Eukaryota; Metazoa; Arthropoda; Insecta; Coleoptera; Tenebrionidae
Product: glutathione S-transferase 1
Exons: 3
Coding region: 62-721 (219 amino acids)
Biological process (GO): glutathione metabolic process
Molecular function (GO): glutathione transferase activity
Source: RefSeq, a predicted model, not a curated record